CGAAAAGCAGGGAAAAAGAAUUCUCCAUUUCCCCACUCGCCCUCGCUCCCUCCCUCUCCCGCUCCCGCUCGCCAGUGGGAGUGUGCGGGGCUAGCAGCUAGGGUUUCCGCGAGCACACCGCCGGCCAGCCGCGGGCGAUCUCGGGUUCGCGGGGGCGCCCGCCCCGACUCGGGUUCGCGGGGGCGCGGACAUGAAGUCGUCGCUGCGGAAGCUGCGGGGCUUCGCGCUGCAGCGCCACGAGCAGCGGGUGGACCGGGACCGCGGCCGCGGCCACUCCACCACGGCGGCGGAGGAGCUCCUCGCUGCUGCCCAGGAUAUGACAGAUAUGAGGAGCUGUUACGAUAACUUGCUUUCUGUUGCUGCAGCAAUUGCAAAUAGUGCAUACGAGUUCUCUGAAGCACUUCAAGACAUGGGGGCUUGUUUGCUUAAAAGAAUUACACCAAAUAAAGAUGGAAUCAAUGAUAAAGUUUUGCUGUUGCUUGGGAAAUCACAAUUUGAACUUCGGAAACUUGUAGAUAGUUAUCGUGUGCAUGUUCUUAAUACGAUCACCACUCCAUCACUGUCGCUUCUUAAUGAGCUUCAAACCGUGGAGGAAAUGAAGCGCCAAUGUGAUGAAAAAAGAGAAUUGUACGAAUUCAUGCUAAAUGCUCAGAAAGAAAAGGGAAGAUCUAAGAAUGCUAAAGGUGAUAAUGUAGCAUCAGAACAAUUGAAACAAGCUCAGGAAGAUUAUCAAGAGGAAGCGACUCUUUUCCUAUUCCGGUUGAAGUCAUUGAAGCAAGGACAGUUCCGAAGUCUUUUCACACAAGCUGCUCGGCAUCAUGCUGCACAGCUAAAUUUGUUCAGAAAGGGGGUCAAGUCCCUUGAGGCUGUAGAGCCACAUGUUAGGCUCGCUGCUGAGCAGCAACACAUUGAUCAUCAGUUUAGCGCACUUGAGGAAGAGGAUUAUGUUGUUGAGGAUGAGAAUGAUGACGAGUACAACGACAGUCAUGAUGGAGAGUUGUCUUUUGAUUAUGGAGAAAAUAAGGAAACUGAGAAAUCUGGUAUCGCUUCUAGGAAUCAUACAGAGGAUUUUUUUAACAGCAGCAAAGAAGAUUAUUCUUCUGUUCCACAUGAAAGACAGAGAAUUGAAAGUCAGUCAGCACCGCUUUUUCCUGGGAAAAAGGUCAAUACAGAAGAGAGAAUAAAAGAUUUGCGGCGUUCUGCGACAAGGAAGUUAAAUACUUAUGUUUUGCCUACCCCAAAUGAUGUUCGAGCUACUUCUCAGAUAGCAUCAGGAAAUCCUAUUUCUGGACCUCUCGAGAGCAAAGGUGCCUUCCAUUCAUCUCCACUCCACCCUUCUGCAGACAUAAGAGAUUUGAGAGACAAUAAACUACCUAGUCCUGCAAGAUUGUCUAAUGUACAGUCUGUGCUGAAAGAGAGCAAUACCAAUACAGCAGAAACAAGGAAAGUACUCCCAGUGGGUGAUCUCGCUUUACCUGGCUAUUAUGACCUGAAGACUCUCGACAACAACAAAGUGAAAAGAGGGUCAUUUUCUGGCCCAAUAGCUUCUAGACCACGGCCAACAGAGAACAAUGAUGUUAUUUCUGCAGCACCCAGGCAUAGCUCUGCACAUCAGCCAGUGCACAUGAGAGUAUCCCCCGGCAACUCGCCGCCACCCAUUUCCUCACCGAAGAUCAAGGAGCUUCAUGAGCUUCCUCGACCGCCUGUUAAUACAUCAAAAAACACAACAUUUCCCAGUUUGGUUGCCCACUCGGCCCCAUUGGUAGCAAAUCCUGCAUCUCUGACACCCAAAGUUCAAGACCAUUUUAGGGCAAGACAAAUGCUUCCCAGUACUGCUUCACCUUUACCAACUCCACCGCCUGGAUCCAUAUCCCGCAGUUUUUCUAUACCUUCUAGGGGGAGAACAGGUUCAGACGGUAAGGAGAUAGAAGAUCAGCAAGACAAGGGAGCUGCCAGAAUGAGCCUUUCUUCUCUUCCUUCAGCUCAAACAUUGUUGGAAGAUCGUCAGCCAUUGUCAGCAGCUGCUGGAUCGGUUAGCAAAACAUAGGAGUAUUCACUGCGAAGGUGGAUUACUAUCAUUAUCAAGCGGCUUGCUGAGCCCUUCCUGGAAGAAUGCUGUACAUAUUAGCAUGUGAGCCCUGGCCAGUAUCGCGGAAGUAGUAGGUUGUUUCUCGUGCCCUUUGGCUAAGGUGUAGUCUGCAGAUAGUGGGUUUGCGGAAAUAAAU
Zea mays is the source of this 2225-nucleotide messenger RNA. RefSeq names its product hydroxyproline-rich glycoprotein family protein. The record is from RefSeq and is marked validated. The coding region runs from base 191 to 2047 and encodes 618 amino acids. Lineage: Eukaryota; Viridiplantae; Streptophyta; Magnoliopsida; Poales; Poaceae. The transcript has 10 exons.